This is a messenger RNA of Neurospora crassa OR74A, 1359 nucleotides long. Its product is annotated as non-classical export protein Nce102. Gene Ontology annotation, biological process: eisosome assembly; protein localization to plasma membrane. Bases 447 to 959 code for a protein of 170 amino acids. Gene Ontology annotation, cellular component: plasma membrane; eisosome. The transcript has a single exon. The record is from RefSeq and is a predicted model, not a curated record. NCBI's taxonomy places the organism in Eukaryota, Fungi, Ascomycota, Sordariomycetes, Sordariales, Sordariaceae.
CGUGCGUCAGUUGGUGGGCAGAGAAACAGGUGCUUUGUGUACAAAGUACAAUGAUCAAAGUGAAUGGCACGGCUAAGUACUCCCUCACUGCUAUGUAAUACUACUACCAACACUUGCCCGAUAAAACCGGUCGACCACCCAACAACUUCUUUCCUGACUAUUCUUCAACUUGUGCAAUCCUCUUCGCGACUUGUGUAUCCAAAAGGGUGUUAAGAGACAUCUUCCACUGUUCGUGUACAUUACAGCAUUCGAGACACUUCACCGGGCCAUCAACCUCCAACUUAUACAAGCAACUUAUCGCAAACGCCACGACUGUUCUGCUGCUGCUCGGACACAUUACUUGUGAUAUCUGAGCUCCCCCAACCUUUCCUUCCUCUCCAACACCUGUAAACAAUAACAAUAAACAAACACCCAUCAAGCACACACCAACAAAACCAACCGCCAAAAUGGAAGUGAUACCCCUCAUCCUCCGCUUCAUCCAGCUCAUCUUCCUCAUCAUCCUCACCGGCCUCAUUGGCAACGUCAUCGCCCUCGAUGUCGACGCCUCCACCACCGCCCGCGCCGCCAUCAACUUCACCAUGUUCGUCAUCGCGCUCUCGUGGGUGGUCGCUCUCUUCGGCCUAGUCGCCGCCAUUUUCCAGAGCGUCGCCAUUCCGCUCGUCAUGCUCAUUUUCGACGCCGCCGCCACGCUCUUCACCGUCGUCGCCGGCAUCGUGCUGGCGGCCAAGUUGGGUACUCCGAACUGUGGAAAUCUUGCGAAUGAUCAUUAUGGACAUAAGUGGAUCGCGUACGGGAGUGCCGAUGAUGCGAAGAGGUGCAGGGAGAUUCAGGCGGGAACGGUGUUCAUGUGGUUGCUUCUUGCGGCGUUCUCGGCGGCGUUGACGUUGGCGAUUAUGAGCUGGAGGAGGACGGGCGGAAGCGUGAGGAGCGGGCCGACCAUGUCACAGGUGGUCGUCUAAGGCGGUCGGGGAGAUGGAGUGGUGGUGGUGGUUGGAAACCUUGAGAAAGUGCUCGGGAAGAGUGUUGAAGAAAGCUGGAGAGCCUGGAUAGUUUUGGUGGUAUGCUUGGAUGAUGGUAUGAGUAGGGCUAUGGCAGCAAGGAUGAGUUAUGGUGAUGGAUAGCUAUUCGCUUCAUCAUGGGUGUGCGGUGUCGCAACCCUCGACAAUUAUACCCAGAUCAGUGUAAUUACGUAGUGAUGGCUUGGGUUAAUAUGGCGAACGAGGAAAGGAAGAUCAGAACCUGCAUGUUAUAAUAGUAUCAGUCGAACCUAAAGUCAGCAAUAGUAAUGGGUAUAAUUGGCAUUGUCUGAUGAUCAGAUGUAUCUGCAGAGCUUCAACGCUUGCUUCCACAAGUAUAACG